AUGGUUGCCAUGGAGUCUGGAGGGGUCUCCCCCUUCCCAGCAUCACGGACAUCCACUCCCUCCAGCCAGAAUCCCAAUGGCCCUCGCCAGACCAAGAUCUGUGUCUACUGUGGCUCCAUGCCGGGCGAGAGCCCAGCGCACAUGGAAGCAGCCCGGGAACUGGCGCGCACAAUGGCGGCAAACAAUAUUGGACUAGUCUAUGGGGGCGGAACAGUCGGUCUGAUGGGCGAGGUCGCAAAGACGCUGGUGGCCCUGUCCGGUCCGGACGCCGUCCACGGCAUCAUACCCGAGGCGCUGGUCAAGUACGAGCGGGAUCCAACCUACACCUCCACGGUGGUCAAUGGGGACAAGCCGCUGGCCAUCCCCGAGGAGAAGACAUUUGGCAAGACGACGGUCGUUAAAGAUAUGCACACGCGCAAACAAAUGAUGGCGCAGGAGGUCAUAGCCGGCGGCCCUGGCAGCGGCUUCAUCGCGUUGAGCGGGGGUUACGGAACGAUGGAGGAAUUGCUCGAGGUCUGCACUUGGAACCAGCUGGGCAUCCACAACAGGGGCGUAUGCGUUCUGAAUGUCGACGGGUUCUAUGACGGGCUGCUCGAGUGGAUCAAGAAAAGUGUUCAGCAGGGUUUCAUCAAGAGCAGGAACGCAGACAUCUUGGUCACAGCCACUACGGCGGCAGAUGCUAUCAAGGCGCUGCGGGACUACAAAGUGUCCGAGGCUGUGUACAAGCUCUCCUGGGGUAAUGAGUGA
Molecule: messenger RNA, 747 nt
Organism: Phaeoacremonium minimum UCRPA7
Lineage: Eukaryota; Fungi; Ascomycota; Sordariomycetes; Togniniales; Togniniaceae
Product: putative lysine decarboxylase protein
Exons: 2
Coding region: 1-747 (248 amino acids)
Biological process (GO): cytokinin biosynthetic process
Cellular component (GO): cytosol
Molecular function (GO): hydrolase activity, hydrolyzing N-glycosyl compounds
Source: RefSeq, a predicted model, not a curated record